Messenger RNA from Diachasmimorpha longicaudata, 5494 nucleotides. RefSeq names its product Glucosylceramide synthase (gene GlcT). Gene Ontology annotation, molecular function: ceramide glucosyltransferase activity. The transcript has a single exon. The coding region runs from base 1054 to 2253 and encodes 399 amino acids. The record is from RefSeq and is a predicted model, not a curated record. Gene Ontology annotation, cellular component: membrane. Gene Ontology annotation, biological process: glucosylceramide biosynthetic process. NCBI's taxonomy places the organism in Eukaryota, Metazoa, Arthropoda, Insecta, Hymenoptera, Braconidae.
UACGAUCUGGAAUAUCGAUAAUUUCCAGACAACUGCACAUCCCUAACUAACGAAUUAAUCUGGAACAGCUCGGAGGCCGGGCCAAAGUUGAUUGUGGCGCCCUCGCCCUCAUAGGGCCACCACUAUUUCUCUUUGUGGCCACGUGCCCUGGGAGCACAACCUCUAUCUAGUCCUCUCUCUUCGACCAACCUCCCAGUGAAAAAAAAAACCAAUCCCUCGAAAGUGACGCGAAUGUCGUCGAUAUCAGUUGGCAGUCGAUAGCCGACGUGCAUGGAGAAGGCACGUCAGACUCUUAUCAAUAUCCCCACCGACAGUCCACCAAACCCACACCUAAAACUGCAACCGAAGGGGGGUACCCACUGGAUGCAUCAUACUCACCCACUUCCCAGGCCGGCUGUCACAUGCAAGACAAUUCGACGCCGAAUAAGAUCCUCCGCUACAAUAGCCUUGUCAUUUCCCAGUGGAACAAUAACUGAUUAAUUAUUCACAAAAAGUUUGUUGUAACGAAGUGCUGAGUAACCUACAACUCAUUUUCAUCCAUCAAUAUCGUCCAUCGAGUGUAAAGUUUUCCCUGAAAAAAAAUCCUCAUAAAUUAUCGCGAGUGGUUGACCACCUGGACAUGCAACAAAAAAUAUUAUCCUGAGAUUUUUUUUCUCCUCCGAGUGUUCCCCCCGAGAAUCUCAAAAAUGCAGAGGGACACGGCCGGUGAGUUUUGACGCCAAACGCACGCCAGAUGCAGUAAAACGCCCGAGAGAUCCUGAAAUCAUCGUCCGGAUGAUUUCCCCCACAUUUGCUCCCUCGAUAUUUCAUCCCGUUUACUCGAGAUUCAUCGACACAUCACACGACAUUCCAAAAACGCAUCAGGGAUGACGACGAGACCCCAGUGUCCAACAGUGAGAUUGAAGACCUCCCAAACAACAACAGAAUCAUUUAGACUGACAAAUAAACGAAAAAAGUGCAAUAAAAUAAUGGACAGGACGCAGUAAACUCCAGACAUCAUUAGGGGAGGAAGAAAGGGCAAAAAUUAAAAUCACCAGUCUCGAAAAACAGAAGAUGAGCCCUGCGGUAUACACCCUAUACGGGUUCGCAGUGUUCUUCAUGAUCUUCUGGGUGUGCCUCUGGAUUGUUCACAUACUGGCACUCAUAUGCGGCCGCUGGAAAUUACAUCGUAAACCAACACAGGUGCCAAAUAUUUACGAGGUACCAUUGCCUGGUGUAUCAAUACUCAAACCACUGAUGGGCAUUGAUCCAAAUUUAUUCAACAAUUUGGAGACAUUCUUUACACUUGACUAUCCAACAUACGAGAUUCUCUUCUGCGUUGAGGACGAAUCAGAUCCUGUACUGAUGCUUGUACGUAAAUUAAUGGAUAACUACACAAAUGUUGAAACGAGACUGUUCAUAGGUGGUUGCCGUGUUGGUGUAAAUCCAAAGAUAAAUAAUAUGCAUCCAGCUUACGAGGCUGCCAAAUACGAGUUAAUACUCAUUAGUGAUAGUGGAAUUAGGAUGAAAGAGGAUACACUGUUGGACAUGGUGAGCUACAUGACUGAUAGAGUUGGUCUUGUUCAUCAAUUGCCAUUUACGUGCGACAGAAGUGGUUUUGCUGCGGCCUAUGAGAAAAUUUAUUUUGGUACUGUACAAUCGAGAAUGUAUCUGGCUGCUGAUGUACUCAGAAUAAAUUGUCAUACAGGAAUGUCAGCAUUAAUACGUAAGGCACCACUUGAUGAGGUUGGUGGAUUAAAGACAUUUGGUGUUUAUCUUGCUGAAGACUUUUUUUAUGCUAAAUCAUUGACUGAUCGUGGCUGGCACAUGGCUGUGUGCUCACAACCUGCAUUGCAAAAUAGUGGACACUGUGAAAUGAACACAUUUCAAGCGAGAUUGAGACGAUGGGCUAAGCUCAGAGUUGCUAUGCUUCCAACAACAAUUUUACUGGAACCAUUGAGUGAGUGUCUUGUACUUGGUGCUUGUGCAUCAUGGUCAGCUGCGUUAUUAUUCGAAUGGGAUUCACUUGUUUUUUAUCUUGUUCAUAUACUCAUGUGGUUCAUGCUUGAUUGGACGAUGCUGUGCAUUGUACAGAAUAGUCCAUUACCGCUUAAUAAGUUGGAGUUUAUGUGCGGAUGGAUUCUCAGUGAAAUGACGAGACCUUAUUUGUUUAUACAGGCUGUGCUCGAUCCUCUUAUACAGUGGCGGUCUAGGGUUUAUAAGCUUAAGUGGGGAGGACUUGCUGAGGAAGUUAAGGCUAAGGUUAAAUAUUAAUUUUGGGUACGGUGGAGGGAGGAGGAUUUUUAAUUGAUGUGGUAAUUUAUUUUCACGGACUCCUCCUGGUUGUUCCUGCGAACGAAAUUGGACUUUGCUAAAUUCAUUUAUUGAUAGAAAAUAUGAGGAAAUUUUUGGGAUUAUGGGGGAAUUCAUUUUUCAUUUGGACACCAACUCUGUUCAGUGAAAUGUUCUUUGGAAAUAAUUACCACAUGGAAUAUGUGAAUUUAUUUUGUGGGAAAAACGAUGAUUUUUGGAGAUUUUAUUGAAAAAUUCUACGGAUUUUCUGCGGCCCUCAAUUUGAUGACAUUUGAAUUGGAAAAUAUUUCAGAUAAUUUUUAUUGAUUUUUGGAUGUUCAGGACGAAGAGUUCUGUUGAAAUAUUUGCUAUAGAAAUUCUUCGACUGUAAUUUUUACCUUUUUAUCGGAUAAUUGUAGUGAAAAGGGGGCAGACGAGCUGAGGGCACUUUUAUACAGCAUAACUUCAUCCUAGAAUAAUAAUAACAAUACUAAUUUUCAUGAUAGCAUCACAAUUAAAUUUUUUAUCUGGAACAUCUUGCCUGUUGAUGAUUUCGAGUAAUAAAAACCUUUGAAUUCUGAAUAGAAAUCUAGUUUCUUCGUGCGUGUUACCGUCAAAUCUACAGACGGAAUUUUCUGAACCGCUCCAUAAAAUGUACAUUUCCUCAUAAAUUAAUACUUAAUGCUUCAAGCCGCCCUAAAGAAUGAAAAAUUAUCGGCCCCUCUAUUCCCUCGAUUUUUCGAGAAUUUCGCUAAUUUUGUUAACAACUCCAAUUGAAAAUAUUCCUCGAAAAACAUCAACAGACGUGAGAUUUUCUCUAAAAAUUACUCGAAAUAUUUUCUACUCAAAUUCGGCUGCAUAAAUUGUCUAUCGUCUUCCUUCAUUUUUUUUCUCAUUCGGCCAUUGAAAAAUAAAUAAAUAAAAUUUGAAAUCCUCUACGGAGACCAUCCAUUACCUUUCGUCUGUCAAAUACUCGUAUUCGCCAUGCCCCUAGAUGGAAUAAUUCGCAGAAAAACCACAGAAUAUUCAAUAGAAAUUGUUUCUCCCACAUUUCUUCGUACAUCGCCCUCAGAAAAUUCACGAAUGAAACUUUUUCAAGCGCUCUAAAAUGCACAUUUCCUCGUAAAACAAUACUCCCCAGUGACUAAAACCCGAAGAACGAAAUAUCCAACUCAUCUCGAUAUUUCUUUUCAUACCUCAAGAGAGAAAAAAAAUACUAUCAGACAGUGUACAUCUCCAUUCCACAAUUUGCCUAGAUGUUAAAUAUGCCUAUAGGUGUGUUCCGUUUUUACAGCGCGAAUAUCUACUUUAAGACACGAAGAUAAUCGCUGAUUCCGUUGACUGACUAACUGUAUAUAUUACAAAAAAAUCUUUAUCGUUGUAUCGAUUCAUCUCAUACUGAUAUUUUUAGUGGGAAGAUGUGCCUAUAGGUGUAUAUUCGCUCAAGAGCAUAUUUAAUAGACAUUUCAUAUCAAACUCGGAAGAGAGAGAGAGAGAGAAAGAGAAAAAAAUUUUCUAUAAAACGAAUUUCGAAUAUUUGAAUAUUAAGAAUUUCAUAUAUUAAUAUUUAAAUCGUCAUCGAUGGAACGUUAGUACAAUUUCUACGGAAUGCUCGACAAGUAUUACUUCUCUUAUUUUAUUUGCGUUAUUGUCAUACAUUAGAAAACAAAUUUAUUACUCGGGUAAAUAACCCAGUGAUUAUGGCUUUUCUUUUGUACUCCACACCUCCCCCCCCCCCUCUCGGGCAAUAUCUUUCCAUCAUCAGCACCUGUUUCUUCCUUCAAAUGAAUUUGAUGAUGCAUUGGGGGGAUAAAGGAAUCGUAGAUUUUUCUCACUGUCAUGCGCACGUGUCACGAUGUGACGUGACACUGAGAGAAUUGUCAAUGUCCUUGUACCUCGUACAUCGAUGAGAGUGAAAAUAGUCUAGUACUGGGUGAGAACAUGAUAAGUAGCCCAUCGAAUAUGCCAAGAGAAGACAGGUUCACCGAUGAGAAAAGAUCAUUGUUAUUGAUGGGUGACAUUCAUUAUUGUACAACACAUGUAUUAUGUACAUCAUUUUAUCAUGAGGUCAAUGUCACUGUUGGAUAGGUCGGAAUAAUUCUCCAUAUUUGUAAAAUGCUGCGGUAGUUCUGUAUUAAUUCAGUUGUGGUUAACCGAGAUGUAAUGCAUGGGAAAUGCUCGGUUUUAACGUUGUGAUUAGGAGGAAACUGAAAUUAAUAUUUAUCAGCGGAUUAUUUGGAUUUGUUGUGGGCACCGGCGGAAGAGGUGGUUUAGAAGAAUUUUAGGGCGUAGAAUUUUUAAUGAGUAACAUUGUUAUCGGUUGAAAAAUUUGCAUUUCCAUUUGGAAUUUUAGGGAGAGAAGGUGGUGGAUUUUAUUUAUAUGCCUCGAACUUUUUUGAAUCUCUCAAAUCCUCCAGAAUUUCUCCGGAGAAACUCUGCGAGUUUUUUAAAAAACAAUAUUUUAGUGCGCAAUAACAGGAAGUUCCACGAAAAAUUGGACAUUUUGUUCUGACUUUUAAAGCCUUGAAAACCUUCUAAGCUGAAUCUAUCGCUGACGAAAACUGUCUCAGUUUCAAAUCCGUAUGAUUUUUUACUAUGGUAAUUAUUCCGCACUACCUUCGUGCUAUUUAUGCCGUUCCACUCCGUAUUCUCUCAAAAAAAAACCGAAAAUUAAUGUAAAAUUCGUCGAUACAUCUGCAAUUACUGUUAAAAUUGAGAAAACACAUGAAAAAAGGUGAAAUAGACAAGUCGAAGCUAUUUAUUUAUACUUUUUUAUGAAAUUAAAUGAUAUUGAAUGAAUCUCAAUACACAAAAACGCUUUCACAUUUUAUUAAGUUACUAUUGACGUUUUGGUUGACAAAUCGUUUUUUCUCUAUUUAUUUUUUUUAACGAAGAAAAAUCUCCACCAGUUUAUGGUGAACAAGUGGUCCAUGCACUAAACGUAUACGCGGAUACUUAUAUUAGGAUUAAUUAGAAUUAAAUAAAUCGAGCAGCAGAGAACAAAAUACCGUUGAUGAGAAUGUAAAAAUAAUCACAACUCUACCAUUGAAGUAUUUCAUUUUCAUAAUUUUAUCAAAAUCAUGACAGUUUCAUGUAAAUAAAAAUGCAGACAUUAUUUUUUGCCCAUGAAAGAUCGAUAUGUACAAACAGUAUUGAAAAGUGAAGGGAAGAUAUUGAAGAAAUGGAAAAAAAACAUGGAAAAUAAAUGAAUCGCAAACUCGAA